Messenger RNA from Neomonachus schauinslandi (Hawaiian monk seal), 1270 nucleotides. RefSeq names its product centromere protein M (gene CENPM). The record is from RefSeq and is a predicted model, not a curated record. NCBI's taxonomy places the organism in Eukaryota, Metazoa, Chordata, Mammalia, Carnivora, Phocidae. The transcript is spliced from 6 exons. The coding region runs from base 24 to 638 and encodes 204 amino acids.
CUGAGUUCAGCGCGGGGCCGGUAAUGUGCUUCCCGGGGUCGCUGGUCCGGCCGCCCGAGGGAGUGUACCGGGAGGUUAGAAGUGCUGUGCGGACAGGACCGGAGCGGCUGCAGCCUGGGCCCUCAACCCGUGCCUGGCGGAGCUCUCUCUCGCUGGUGGGCACGGAAGAUGCUCUUCUGCAGCAGCUGGCCGACUCGAUGCUCAAGGAGGACUGCGCCUCGGAGCUGAAGGUCCACCUGGCAAGGUCCCUCCCCCUGCCCUCCAAUGUGAAUCGGCCCCGAAUUGACCUGAUCGUGUUCGUGGUCAACCUUCACAGCAAGUACAGCCUCCGGAACGUGGAGGAGUCGCUGCACCACGUGGACGCCACCUUCUUCCUGGGGAAGGUGGGCUUCCUCAUCACGGGCGCUGGGCGGGAGGGCCACUGCAGCAUUCACUGGAACACCGUCGUGAGGCUGGCCCGCACCUACCGGAGCCCUCUGCUCUUCUGUGACCUGGAGGUGGAAGGCUUUCGAGCCACGGUGGCCCAGCGCCUGGUGCGCAUGCUGCAGAUCUGCGCGGGCCACGUGCCUGGUGUCUCAGCCCUGAACCUGCUGUCCCUGCUGAGGAGCUCUGAGAACCCCGCCCUGGAGGACGUGUGAGAGCCGCCGGCCCCCCGAGCUGGCCCUCCCCACGGCCCGGUGCCUGGCGCGGGGGACUUCCGCUGUUGCCUGCCGGGCUCUGGGUCAGCGGUCGGUUCCCCGCACGGCCCAGACUCGGAGCCCCGCUGGUGGGAAUGCAGCCCCCUCCCCGCCAUGCUCUUCAUCCACCUGCCGGGCUCCCUCUCCACCUCAGGCUUCGCUUGAACAAAGCGUCCAUGGCUCAAAAAUAAGUUUGAAAACCCCUGGUCUCCUCCACCACCUUGACUGUGCAGAUGAGGACACUGACUCCGGACAGUUAGGGUCGGGCAGGGGAGCUUGGACUCUGCGACCCAAUCUGACCCCACAUCCUAGCCUUGCCAUCCUUACAGAGCCUGCUGUGGCCUCAUAGAGCCUCAGUUUCCCAGGUGUGUAAUGGAGAUCGUUCUAGUGUCCUUGCUGCAUUGCAAGGACUGAAUGAAAUGACAAGCCCGCAGCUGUAUUUCUCCCUCCACUUGUAUUCCGUGUAUCCCAUGAUCCUUUGCAGUAAGACCUUGCCUGGUACCAGCUAAGCGCUCAGUGAACGGUCACUCGUGUGAAAUCCCACGGAGCUAGGUUCAAAAGCUGGUGCAAACCCAGGAAUUACACUGUUUAUG